AUGAAGGUUCCUUUCCUCAAAAAGGCUGACAAUGGCGGGGUCGGGUCCUCGUCGCCGACUGAUCUGUCGGGAGAUUCGUCUGCUGCUGAUCGAGAGAAGAGAACUUCUUCUAUGGAUGACAGACACGUUCCUUGGGUGACGUGGCGGUCUGUACUUCUUGGUGCUUUUGUUUCCAUUGGUGGUAUCAUUUUUGGAUAUGAUACUGGUCAGAUUUCAGGAUUUUUGGAGAUGAAGAAUUAUCAGCAGCGGUUUGCUCAGCUUCAACCUGAUGGAACUUAUAAGUUUAGUAACGUUCGAUCGGGGUUGCUUGUUUCUCUGCUCUCUAUCGGUACUUUGAUCGGAGCUUUACUCGCUGGUCCAUUGACAGACCGGAUUGGUCGGAAGUGGUCGAUCUUCUUCUGGUGUAUCAUUCUUCAUGUCGGAUUGAUUAUCCAGAUCUCUUCGCCGUCGGGUAAAUGGUAUCAGAUGAUGAUGGGACGGUUCAUCACUGGAUUCGGCGUAGGUGCAUGCUCACUCCUGGUGCCUAUGUAUCAGGGUGAGAUUGCACCAAGACAUAUCCGAGGUGCCAUGGUGUGUUGCUACCAGUUGUUCGUGACACUGGGUAUCUUCGUCGCGUACUGUAUCAAUUUCGGAACGGAGAAAAUGGACAACUCGGCAUCAUGGAGAAUUCCUCUUGGUAUCACAUUCUUCUGGGGUCUUGUCUUGGGAAUUGGCAUUCUGUUCUUCCCCGAGAGUCCCCGAUUUGACUACCGAAAUGGUCGUACGGACCGGGCAAAGCGAACCAUGUCCAAGCUGUAUGGUGUGCCCGAGGAUCACAGAGUGAUCGUGGAAGAAAUUAUCGAGAUUCAGGACCAGCUGGAUGCCGAGACUGGAUCUAGAGGUGGAUGGCAUGGCUGGAUUGAAAUGUUCCAGGGUCCGCGAAUGAAAUAUCGUAUCAUUCUCGGUGUCGUUCUUCAGGCAUUGCAGCAGCUGACUGGUGCCAAUUACUUCUUCUACUAUGGUACGGUUAUCUUCAAUGGUGCCGGAAUCAGUAACACAUAUGUCACGCAGAUGAUCCUGGGAGGUGUCAACUUUGGCACAACCUUUGGUGGGUUGUAUGUGAUCGAACACUUUGGCCGACGCAAGUCGCUCAUGACAGGCGGAAUCUGGAUGUUCAUCUGCUUCAUGGUCUUUGCGUCCGUGGGCCACUUUUCUCUCGAUGUUCAAAACCCGCCGAACACUCCGGGUGCUGGUACGGCCAUGGUAGUAUUUGCAUGUCUGUUUAUCACUGGCUUUGCGAUGACCUGGGGACCGAUGGUGUGGGCUAUUGUUGCCGAGUUGUAUCCAUCACGGUACCGAGCACGGGCGAUGGCCAUGGCGACAGCCUCAAAUUGGCUUUGGAACUUUCUCAUUGGGUUCUUCACGCCUUUCAUCACAGCAGACAUUGAUUUUGCGUAUGGAUAUGUCUUUGCUGGUUGCCUGUUCUUUGCGGUGAUCAUUGUGUACUUCUUUGUUAUCGAGGGUAAGGGCAAGACUCUCGAAGAGAUGGAUAUGAUGUAUGUUAUGCGAGUGCCGCCAUGGCAGAGCAGCAAAUGGCAACCACCACCACCGCAUGAACGGCUUACCACCGAUCAGCUGGUGGAUCGGAAGGUGGCGAAGAAGUACAACAAAGAGGAGGAGAGUGCAGCAGGCAAGAAACAGGGAGAAGUUCCCGGCCAUGCGCAUGCUGAGAACACUGCAGAUGAUGCAGGGGCUGGACCAUCCAAUGCUUAA
Molecule: messenger RNA, 1752 nt
Organism: Penicillium nucicola
Lineage: Eukaryota; Fungi; Ascomycota; Eurotiomycetes; Eurotiales; Aspergillaceae
Product: sugar porter family MFS transporter
Exons: 4
Coding region: 1-1752 (583 amino acids)
Biological process (GO): carbohydrate transport; transmembrane transport
Cellular component (GO): plasma membrane
Molecular function (GO): carbohydrate:proton symporter activity
Source: RefSeq, a predicted model, not a curated record